UUACGUGAUUUUUUACUCAACAUCCCUGAAAAUAUUUGAAAAAUUAAACUUGCAAGAAAACGGAACAAAAGUUUGCACAGAUUUGAUUUGUAAUUUGGUAUUUUACGGCAAUUUUGCACUUUAUAAGUUUGGUCACAUUGCUGUUGAAAAUACAUCGCAUCGAUAUAUCGAUAUCGUCUGUCAUCGCUAAUGCAAGCCGAAGCCGUCAAAUUGCGCUAAUUUUGCGCAUAAAAUUUUCAAGUUCAGUAAGAAAAACUAUCAAAUUGCGAAUUAAUUAAGCCGUCUAAGGUAGCAGGCAGUCUACACAGCAGACGCAUCAGCAGAAGCAGCGUGUACAGCGUAGGUAGAAGCAGAGGCAGAAAGGAGACACCGCAAUAGAUUUCGAUUUCACAAAAGCGAGAAGCGAGCAGCGAGAAUCGGUAAGAACGUCGCGCGCAAAAGAAGAAAACAGUUGAAAAACACAAGAUGUCCGGCAUUGCUAUAACACGUUUGGGUGAGGAGCGCAAGGCCUGGCGUAAGGAUCAUCCAUUUGGCUUCGUUGCACGCCCGGCCAAAAAUCCUGACGGCACAUUGAAUUUGAUGAUCUGGGAAUGCGCGAUUCCCGGCAAGAAGACUACACCCUGGGAGGGUGGCCUCUACAAGCUGCGUAUGAUCUUCAAGGAUGAUUAUCCAACGUCGCCGCCCAAAUGCAAAUUUGAACCGCCGCUAUUCCAUCCGAAUGUGUAUCCAUCGGGCACUGUUUGCCUGUCGCUGCUCGACGAGGAGAAGGACUGGCGUCCGGCCAUAACAAUCAAACAGAUUCUGCUUGGCAUUCAGGAUCUGCUCAAUGAGCCCAAUAUCAAGGAUCCCGCUCAAGCAGAGGCCUACACCAUUUACUGUCAGAAUCGCUUGGAGUACGAGAAGCGCGUCCGAGCCCAGGCUCGCGCCAUGGCAGCCACCGAAUAAGAGGACUAAGAAACUAGCAAGCAACAAAUAUAUCCUUACUCUCCGUGAAAGCACAUUAAGCAGCCACAUAAUAAACGAUACAGCAGGGCAGACAGGCAGAGAAGAAGUGAUCAUCCACACACAAAACACAACAAAACAAAACAAACUUUUAGGAGCGAGAAGCGUUUUCGUGAAUGCUUCGUCUUAAUUAUGAAUAUAUUAAUAAUUCAUAAGUUGAUGUCAAAUGUAAAACGAUAAAUAUUAACAAUUCGGUUUGCACCAAUUUAUAAAUUAUACACAUAUGCAUACAUAUAAAUUACGAUACAAUUACAAUUAAAUCAUAUAGAUUUUCUUACUCUUGUUUUUUCAGAGCACUGUUAGUUUCCAAUUAUAAGUGUAUCAAUAAAUAUAUAAAUGUGGUAAAUGUA
This is a messenger RNA of Drosophila grimshawi, 1352 nucleotides long. RefSeq names its product SUMO-conjugating enzyme UBC9-B (gene lwr). Gene Ontology annotation, biological process: protein sumoylation. Gene Ontology annotation, cellular component: nucleus. The record is from RefSeq and is a predicted model, not a curated record. The transcript has 2 exons. NCBI's taxonomy places the organism in Eukaryota, Metazoa, Arthropoda, Insecta, Diptera, Drosophilidae. Gene Ontology annotation, molecular function: SUMO conjugating enzyme activity. The coding region runs from base 466 to 945 and encodes 159 amino acids.